UUCAAAAUUUUAAAUUUCUUGCUGUGAUUGGCAAGAAAAAAAAACCAGUUGACUAACGGUGAUUUUUAAAAAAGUACAUUAAAUAGGCAGUUUCCACUUAGUAUUUCUACUUUCUCACGAAGUUUUUGCCUUUGUUUCAUAUUUGAAACCUGUAAUAACGGCCACCUCUUAACAGCGACCAAGUUUUCAGGAACUCUUUCUUUUUAAAAUACAUCCAAAAUAACCUCCAAACAACGGACAUUUUUUUUAUGUUCCCUUACGCAGGCAUGAAAUCUUCUGCCAGCUCCACCUAUAACGGAUUUGCUUACGAGGCUACCUGUCCGGACGUCAGAAAACCAGUUGUGAUUGGUCGAAUGUUGCAGGUGAGGGUCGCAGCGCGGAGAGCACUCAGUAACGCUUGGAGUCUAGACUAGAAAAGCAGCCAUGGCGACGACACCAAUCUGUCGUUGCCGAGUGUUAUACCUGGGUUCAGCUGUACCUCACAUUACUAAAGACGGUCUUCAGGGCAUACAAGAACCAUUAAGAGAUCUUUAUCCCGAACACGGACCCUUCACCGCCCACGGGAUAGAUUCCUGGCUCAGCGUGUGGAGUAAUGGAAUUUUACUUGAAAACGUCGAUGAAUCUAGGCGUGAAUUAUCAAGAUUUUUUGAUAUCUCUACGCUUCACUACUGUGCGGCAGUUAGAUACGUCUUAGUUUCCGAGAACGAUGGUGGAAAAGUGGAAAAGUUCCUCCCACUAGAUAGCCCGUUCGCUCGACACGCCAAUCUUAAUCAUCCUCCUUUAUUUGCGUGCAUUUUGAGACGAACCGAAGGGAUAAAAGUGCUAGAGUGUCACGCUUUCAUCUGCAAAAAAGAAGCAGCCGCCAAUGCUCUCGUACGCUCUUGUUUUCAUGGAUACGCAGACAGCGUUUAUGCCAGACAAAUAGAAGAGAAUCCCUAUUUACUAGAUCGCCCGAGUUUAAACACAAUGGACAAAGUAACAGCGUGGAAGCAUAAAAAUGGCCGAACUGAUCCGUUACCUAGUGAAAAUUACAAAAUAUGGUCUGGCAGGCCGCAAACCGAACGCGAUUUAGUAUACGUAGAUUCUACGGGGACCAUUAGAAGUGUUAAAUCUGUACGCUCGUUAACGUCCAAGCCUAGACAGAUGUUAUCACCACCGAAACCACCUUCGACGCCAUCAUUGAUAUCCAGUAAAUCUAGUAAAGGAAGCAAAAGAUUUCUUAAAGGUAAAUCAAAAAAACACGAUCAACCGAUUAACGGUUACAGAACGAUGCAUCCUGUACCUGUACCUAAUAUUUAUGCCGGUUCGGGUUUAUAUACCGAGAGGAUAGUUAAGAGACCCGAUCGUCCACCAUUGUCCAGUAUAGAGGAGCCCGCUUACAUUCCAUCUACUACUAGACCUAUGAGCCCUACUGCUUCUUACCAACCUUCUGUAUUUCCUCACGAACAAUAUUUUCGUAAUGGUUCUUCGAUUAGAGAGAAGAAGAACGAAGAAAGUGUCGAUGGUAAAGAAUUAGAAUCGUUAUUCAAUACAGGUAUUUAUAGGAAGAAAGGACACUUAAACGAACGUGCCUUUUCAUUUUCCAUCCGCCAAGAGCAUAGAUCUCGUUCUAACAGCCUAGCAAAUCUACAUUUCUUUCCAAAUUCCGAUCGUGAAUCAGUCGGUGGUGAUCAGAGGAUAGAAGAUAGGAAGGAAAGAGAAUUGGCUCAAUUAGUUAGUGAUCUCAACUUAAAAGACCAUCAUAAUGGAUCAGUGGAUACUAAUUUCAUCCGAAAGAAGCCUCCUAGUUUUCAAAAAUAAGAUAAUUACAAGAAAGAAAUAACCAUUAAGAAGAGGAAGGACAAAAAUUCUUAAAUGGACAUCAAAUUUUAAAAUAUCUUAUUAAAUUUGUAUAGUAUUUGUUAUAUUUGCUCAUUAAGAAAUUCCUAAAAUUCGAUUUAUAAUGCUAUCAAGUCAGGAAUAAUUGUCUUUAUGGAAGAAACAAGAGAAAAAAAAAUGGCUCAAAAUCACUUCUAUCUUCAAGAUUACAACAACAAAGAAUGCCAAAAUAAUUUUAUUUGUAAGUUUUGUUUUAUGUAUAACUAAUAAAAAACCAUCAUUUUUUUUUUGAAUUAUUAUUAUUUAAAUUUCUCUUUGUGUACUUUUGUUACAACGUUAAUUAAGCAUUAACUAAGUCUUCUACCUACAGUCAUCACAAUACGACUUAUA
Molecule: messenger RNA, 2208 nt
Organism: Centruroides sculpturatus (bark scorpion)
Lineage: Eukaryota; Metazoa; Arthropoda; Arachnida; Scorpiones; Buthidae
Exons: 4
Coding region: 424-1800 (458 amino acids)
Source: RefSeq, a predicted model, not a curated record